This is a messenger RNA of Myripristis murdjan (pinecone soldierfish), 6876 nucleotides long. Its product is annotated as collagen alpha-1(I) chain. The transcript has 52 exons. Gene Ontology annotation, molecular function: extracellular matrix structural constituent. Lineage: Eukaryota; Metazoa; Chordata; Actinopteri; Holocentriformes; Holocentridae. Gene Ontology annotation, cellular component: extracellular matrix. Bases 99 to 3404 code for a protein of 1101 amino acids. The record is from RefSeq and is a predicted model, not a curated record.
AGGGUUCUUUGGGCAAAAAAGGCUUUCAGGGGCUUCCUGGACCACCAGGACCAGAGGGCCACUCUGGACACGAUGGAUUGAAGGGACCCACGGGGCUAAUGGGAGCUCCAGGGGCCACCGGCAUGAUUGGACCACCGGGGGUGAAUGGCUCUGAGGGGGAUCCAGGGCCAACUGGUCUCCGAGGUCGUAAAGGCCCUCCAGGCCCUUCAGGAUUAGCAGGAGAGAGAGGCCCACCUGGACCCGGGGGGCCCCAGGGACAGCCAGGAAUUGAUGGCCCUCCUGGUUCAAAAGGAGAUGUGGGUGAAAUAGGGCCUGUGGGAGCAAAGGGAUUGCCUGGCAUCGAAGGGGCCAUGGGGAUGAUGGGAAUUCCUGGUCUGAAAGGAUUUCCAGGUGGCACAGGCCAUAGAGGACUGGAUGGUGACAAAGGGAAUGCUGGACCCAAAGGAGACAGGGGCCCCCCUGGUGCUGCAGGGAUCCAAGGUCACCAAGGGGAAAGGGGUGUUCGCGGCCCCACAGGUCUUCCAGGGGUGAGAGGUCAGCCUGGGCCCCAAGGAAAAGCGGGUGAAGAGGGCGAGGCAGGUCUCCAAGGAGUGGUUGGGAAGGAGGGGCCAAAGGGCAACAGGGGCAAACCAGGACAAAACGGGAAGAUAGGACCCAAAGGACCCAGGGGUCGCAUAGGACUCCCUGGCCUGUUUGGCCUACCUGGCAUGCCGGGUUUUAGAGGCCAUGUUGGGAUUGAGGGAUCAGAAGGAAAGCCUGGUACACAGGGUGGUCCUGGUUCAGUCGGUAUCCCUGGGCCGAAGGGAGACAGAGGGUUUCCAGGUAUGGCUGGUGAUCCAGGGCAAGCAGGGCCUCCAGGUUCUCCGGGUCCACCAGGACUGCCGGGUCAAGAUGGGAUUCCUGGAGCGACUGGUGAGAGGGGCCUCACAGGAAAAGCAGGAGUGGUGGGCCCCCAGGGACCAGUGGGCAUUUAUGGUUACCCUGGAGCACUGGGUUUGAUGGGGCGACCAGGCCACAUGGGGCAAAGGGGAGAUGCUGGUGUCAGAGGCCCUACUGGCAUCCCGGGAAAGACAGGACCUCUGGGUUUACAAGGCCCCCGUGGUGAGAGAGGACCUCCUGGACCACAGGGCCAUCAGGGAGCGAUAGGACCCAAAGGCUUCCAGGGACUACCAGGCCCUCUAGGACAGCCAGGACCAGAGGGUAGCAUGGGGAACCCCGGUCCUCUAGGGAGCUUGGGGCCUCCAGGGCCACCAGGGCCGGUGGGACCCAGAGGGUUUCCAGGAACACCAGGGUUUGAUGGACUGAUGGGUCAAGCUGGAGAGAAAGGAGUGCAGGGAUCACUGGGUCCUGCUGGUGAGGUUGGUCCACCGGGACUGAACGGACAACAGGGUGCUCCAGGUCCCAUUGGUGAAGACGGGCCUCCUGGAACAAAGGGUGACCAGGGAGCCCCAGGCCCCCAGGGGCGACCAGGGCCCGAGGGACUAAAGGGAGAACCAGGACCUGAGGGCUCACACGGGCUGCAGGGUGUGCCUGGGCAGAGAGGCAAAGAGGGAAAUGUCGGAGAACUUGGCAUUAUGGGGGAUCCAGGUGCUAAAGGAUCAAAGGGAGAUGUAGGAAGCCGUGGAGUGACAGGAUCAGACGGGCCUCCAGGGGGUCCAGGCAUCCAAGGACCGAGAGGGUCAAAAGGAGAGAAGGGUUAUGCAGGGCUGAUGGGUCAAGGGGGCUUGCUGGGUAAAAUUGGACCAUCAGGUUUGUUGGGACUACAGGGUUUUCCAGGCAUUUUUGGAAUGCCGGGGCCUGAUGGACCACCAGGACAAAAGGGAGAAAAAGGUCCUGCUGGUUUGACUGGGGACACUGGAACUCUAGGUGCUAAGGGGGAGGCUGGGAGCACAGGAGUGAAAGGUGACAAAGGAAAAGUUGGACCAGCAGGGUCUGCAGGAACCAGGGGAAGACUAGGGGACACUGGUCCAAAGGGUUUUUCUGGACCUGAAGGACCAACAGGAGAGCCUGGGGAGAACGGGGAGCCAGGAGAGUCAGGUCCUGAUGGCCUGCCAGGUGAGAAAGGGCCAACAGGACCACCAGGAUCAGAAGGGGUGGAAGGUGAGAUGGGACUUCAGGGGACUGUUGGUCCAUCAGGACCACAGGGGCCAAAAGGUGGACCUGGGUCAGAGGGCAGGAAAGGACAGAAAGGUCAAAAGGGGAACAGUGGUCACAGUGGACGUCCAGGGAAGGAUGGACGCAGUGGGAGAAGGGGGAGGCGUGGAAAAGCUGGAGCUAGAGGCUUGAGAGGACUGCGAGGCGCAAAGGGAAAGAAGGGAGAUUUUGGCCCAUUUGGUUCUCCGGGGAGACAAGGGGCUUAUGGAGAAGUUGGCUCACGUGGAGAAAAAGGUGAAAUGGGGCAACCGGGCUUGAAGGGAGAACCUGGAAUUUUAGGACCACCCGGCCUUUAUGGCAAAGAGGGCGAAAAGGGGGUCCAAGGCCUUGUUGGAGAGCCUGGGAGAGCUGGUCCAAAGGGAGAGCAGGGGGAUAUUGGUCCACCUGGGAGGCUGGGCGCCCCAGGCCUGCCGGGGUUACCUGGCUUGUUUGGACAGAAGGGACUAAAAGGAUAUAGUGGACCAGCAGGUCCUGUUGGAGAGAGGGGCUUACCUGGGCCACCUGGGCCACCUGGACCACCAGGAUCCUCACUGAACCUCACGCUCAGUCAGCUGAAGGACCUCAUGCACAUGUCAGACAAGCCCAAUUACUUCCUGGUCCAGACUCUGUUAGACUCCCUUCAGAGAGACCUGCGCUGGUUCCUAGACCCACCGGACGGCACCGCACAGCACCCAGCCACCACCUGCCUGGAGCUGUGGCUAGCCCACCCCAACGCCUCGAAUGGGAUGUAUUACAUUGAUCCUAACCAGGGCAGCCCAGCUGAUGCUUUUCAGGUCUACUGCGACUUCACAGCUGGGCCAAAGACCUGCCUGUUUCCACUCCAAUCUCAGGUUCCAGUAAAAGCGUGGCUGAAGGAUUCUGGCACUGAUGUCUCAUUUCACUGGUUGAGCACUGUUGACGAGGGCUUCCAGCUUGAGUAUCCAGGAGCAGAUGUGGUGCAGAUGCGGUUUCUGAGGCUGAACAGCAGAUUCUGUGCCCAGAACGUCACCUACUCCUGCGGGCCGGGGAGCAGACAGGGCUUCAGCGAGAGGGAGGUCAAGUUCCUGGCUGAUACGCGCAGGCAGAGUUACGUGGGGGCGCUCAGAGACUGUGUGCCUUCAACAGAGCCGGAGUUAAGAUCGCACCAGUCUGUUUUCCAGUUUGAGAGUGAAGACCUCCAGAUGCUGCCCCUCAGGGACCUGGCAGUGUCUGGCAACAAUGAGAUAACCCAGGAGUUUGGCUUCACCAUCGGGCCUGUGUGCUUCAGCUAGAUGAGGGAGGCCCCGGAGCCUCUGUGCAGGGUUCACACUGCAAGCAACUUAGCUGAUGGGUCACUGAGUUCUGACCAAACGUGAGCAGGGUGAUGGGCUCUGACUGCAUCUACAUUGUGGUCUGCACUUACAAAAUAUGGAGCAAGUUUGAGCAAUGAUGUAUUUUUCGCUGCUUUGGUACUACUUUUCAUAACGUUACAUUGUUUUGAUGAGUUAUCAUUACAAGCUAUUAAGUAAUAAUUAUGUAGCAUUGAUCAAAAAUAUGCAACAGAAAAGCAUUAAUAUUACUUCAGAGUCUCAAACCCAAUUAUGGAUGCAACCAUUCCUCAAGCAUCAGUUUAUAGAUGUUUACUGCUAUUGUCGUUCAAGUAAAGGGAAACAGAGAAAGCUUUGAAUGGAGGGAAGGGAUUGGAGGGAAGCUUGAAUUGCUGUCCAUUUUGAAGAAGUAUUUGUUCAUAAAACAAAAUCACAUUGGCAAGGAUCAAGGAAGUGCAUGAAUCCAUUUGUCGGCCAAUGAUUGUGAAAAGUUCAGCCAUGGUCAAGUCUUCUCAGACGACAACUCGCCCACAGAGCUUCCCUGGUCGCUCAUCUUUUUAAGAAUUGAAUGGACUUCUGGUGACUUGUCAAUUUUGUUGCUUGCAGAGUGAACACUGGGUCAGGAAUGACCAAGCACAGCCAACAGAAACUGACGGUACUCUGGGAAAAAGUGCGCCUUUCCCCUUUAUGAAGGUUUCCUCUUCAAAGACAAGACUGUUGGCAUGUCCACUUUUUGGACCAGGGAUAUUUUGAACCUGAAGUUCUUGAGGUUAACUAUCUUUUGUACAUUUUGUUUACAUGUAUUUGUGUUGUAGAAACCGGUGCUUAUUUAUGUAUUUGGUUGAACUGACAAUCAUUCAGUCAUUUUUAUUUUGAUUCAGGUAUAUUUUGACUCAGAUUACUGUGGUUAAUGGUAGUCGAUAUUGGACUAUUGGGGUAUCUGAAAAGGCUGGAAUCACAUGGAAAAUACACACUCCUUCACAGAGCUGUAAAUACCGCCAUCUUCCAGACACAAUUACAAAGGGAAACCAUGUUAAAUUGUGUAUGAGACAUCCAGAUCAGCAGCUGUAGUAGUACCAUUACAUACAACUGCUGUACAGAGCACCAUUUCUUUCUUUCAACGGAGCAUAUCUAGAUUGGCAGCAGCAAAGGUAUCAGUGAUUCACUGCCGCAUAUAUUGCAGAUUUUUUUUACUGUCACAAGAAUUAAAAUUCUCAUUUAGACAGCCCCAGAAACCAAAGUCUUUGUUAUAAAAAUAUACCCAUGUCAUCAGCUUAAAUCACUGUGGAGCAGUGGGCAGAGAAAAAUGCCUCAUCCUCGCUAAGCAAACUGCUAUGGAUUCAGCCUGUUGGGCCAGAUGAAAUUCUGAUGUCAGUACAGUUACUGGUGCAGAAUCUUCUCUACACAUUAAAUAACGAGCAAACAUUAGAGUGAAUCCAAGCUGUCUCCUGAACUGCUGCGAGCGAGGCUAGACUCAUCAGUGUUAGAUCUUUCACCGCUCUCGUCCUUCCCGAGUAUAUUUUGAAAUAAGGCAUCACCGACUAGCUGGGCUGAUAAACAGAAAACACUAAACUCUUGCUGCCAAUGUGCAAAGCAGCUUAACCUUAAUAUCAUGGCUCAGACAUAAUCUCUGACAAGAAAAUAAAUCCCUAUGAUUCCAGACUUUUCGGACACCUUAUUAUAACUUAACAAUGUGUCCACAUUGGAGACAUAGCCAAAACCUACUCACUGUUCUCACUCCACCUCAAUGUCUUCAGUGACGCUGCUAAUUAUGUGUGCCUGGAUAAAAAAAAAAAUUAAAAAAUGACAGUGGUUUCCUCCCCAUCUUAAAGGAAAAUACACCCUUAAAGCAAAAUUGAACUUUAGUAGAGUGUUGGAUGGUAUAGGUACCUUGAUGUGAUGUGAGUCCACAUGCUGGUGAAAAAUCCUCAUUAGCUGCUCAGUGCUCCUCUGGGCUGAUAAUCCACAAAACUGUAUUUCUGUCUCUCCAUUCACUUCCAUAAAGGUUAAAACAGCUCUCAGAAUAACACGUUUAGCACAUACACAAACACCAACAAAGCAGAUUAUGCCAGUAUAAAAAAAACACAAAUCCCGGUACCCAUUUUUUGAGGAAGUUAAAAAGCUCUUUUCUUGUUGUUUUUCUAUUUGAAUUGGAAAGUAGAUCUGGCAGAAAGUGUCUGCAGGAAACUUCCACGUAGUAACCUUGCUCCAUUAAGAAACAACCUGAUACAAAUAGUUGUAUUUACAUGCAAUAAAUGGGUACUGGGGCUUGUUGUUUUUUAUAUUGGCAUAAUCUGCUUUGUUCGCUGAUCUUGGGAGCUGUUUUUCCACACCAUAGAAUUGAAUGGAGAGACAGAAAUACAGUAUUGUGGAUCAACAGCUCACAAGGUAGAGGAGGAUAUCUCACCACCAUGUGUACUCAUGUGAAUUACAGGCAAUGAUAGAGCCUAACACUCUCCCAGAGUUCAGUAUUGGUUUAACAUGCUUUAACCCUCUUAAUAACAGAUAUUGGCGAGGUACUUGGGAUCUUUUUGUUUCGUAAUAUAUAUUUCUUAUAACUGUACUGCCGUGUUGAAAUAUUUCCAGAAAAGCUAUGAUGGAGUUUGAUAGCAACAUUUUUUUUUAUUAGCUAAAGCAUCAGUGGUAAACAUUUUGGUUUUGGUGUCAGUUCCACAGAAUGAAAAAGUGAGGGCUUCUUUCUCAAGUCACUAUUUUGCACGAGUGUUCGUAUGGGGGAAAUCCAUCAUAGAAGAGGUAAGAGGUAGCAAUUUCUCCACACAUAAAUAGAUCAGUAAUGCAGCCACAAGACAUAUUGCAUUUUAACUCAUUAUGGAAAUGUAGACAAUAAUUAUCUGAAGUACAGAUAGACAAGUAGAAGAUGUUGGUACACCAAACAAAGUGAAUUUCAGCAUGACUUAGGUGUUCAUUAUGUAACAGCAUCCAAGGUGCGGUUUUGCCUUUAACGUAGUGUCACCUUGCCUCCUCAUUUCCCGUCCCUUGCAGCAGUCCUGACUACCUCUGCUUAUUUCUCUGUGUGAUGCAUUUCUCCUACAUAAAGACAUAAAUGCAUGACAAACUGCCAUGUUGUACCUAAGGAAUAUAUUCCAGUACAUCCUGUGCCAUUUACUGUUGGAGAACCAGUCACUUCAAUCUCAUGAAUUGUUAAAUGUGUCCACCACGGCACUAAUGUAAAUACAUAAUGCGACUGCUGUAGAUAUUUUUUACGAGCUGAGUUCGCAUUGCAUGUCGGCUUUAUUAAUAAUACUUCAGUCUCAGUGUAAAGAGAUGUAAUUCCAUCUCUCGUUUCCCAAAGCUGUCUCCUGUUAUUUGUUUUUAUUUGUUUGAACAUUCUUAAUUUAUGUUGUAUAGAUUUUAAGUUGUUUUUUUUUUUUUCUUACCCACUUGAGAAAUAAUUCUUGUUUUCUCAUUAUUUUGU